CGGUUGCUGGCCAAGCUGGGGAGGCGGAGAAGACUGUCGUUGCCUGAGCCGUCGCAUCCCGAGGGAGUCGUGCCGCUGCCACCCGGGCUCCGGAGCUCUCCCGUCGCCCCUACGUCGCCCCCAGGCUCGUGUGUACACGCCGGAUCUCGCCAGUCGCUCAAACCUCGCCGCGCGGGCCGCGCCUCCAGCAUUAUGUGCGGUAUAUUUGCUUAUUUGAAUUACCAUGUUCCUCGCACAAGACGAGAAAUCUUGGAGACCCUAAUCAAGGCCUUCAGAGACGUUUUAAAAGAAAGGAAAGAACAACAGGAUAUGGAUUUGGAUAUAGAAUUUGAUGUACAUCUUGGAAUAGCUCAUACCCGUUGGGCAACACAUGGAGAACCCAAUCCUGUUAAUAGCCAUCCCCAGCGCUCUGAUAAAAAUAAUGAGUUUAUUGUUAUUCAUAAUGGAAUCAUCACCAACUACAAAGACUUGAAAAAGUUUUUGGAAAGCAAAGGCUAUGACUUUGAAUCUGAAACAGAUACAGAAACAAUUGCCAAGCUUGUUAAAUACAUGUAUGACAACUGGGAAAGUCAAGACAUCAGUUUCACUACGUUGGUGGAGAGAGUUAUCCAACAGCUGGAAGGUGCUUUUGCACUUGUAUUUAAAAGUGUUCAUUUUCCUGGGCAAGCAGUUGGCACAAGGCGAGGUAGUCCUCUAUUGAUUGGUGUACGGAGUGAACAUAAGCUUUCUACGGAUCAUAUUCCAAUACUGUAUAGAACAGCUAGGACUCAGCUUGGAUCACAGUUCACACGGUGGGGAUCACAGGGAGAAAGAGGCAAAGACAAGAAAGGAAGCUGCAAUCUCCCUCGUGUGGACAGCACAACUUGCCUUUUCCCUGUUGAAGAAAAAGCAGUGGAGUAUUAUUUUGCUUCUGAUGCAAGUGCUGUCAUAGAACACACCAAUCGGGUCAUCUUUCUAGAAGAUGAUGAUGUCGCAGCUGUGGUGGAUGGCCGUCUUUCUAUCCAUCGAAUUAAACGAACGGCAGGAGAUCAUCCUGGAAGAGCUGUGCAAACCCUCCAGAUGGAACUCCAGCAGAUCAUGAAAGGCAACUUUAGUUCAUUUAUGCAGAAGGAAAUUUUUGAGCAGCCAGAAUCUGUUGUGAACACAAUGAGAGGAAGAGUCAACUUUGAUGACUACACUGUGAAUUUGGGUGGUUUGAAGGAUCACAUUAAGGAGAUCCAGAGGUGUCGCCGUUUGAUUCUUAUUGCUUGUGGAACAAGUUACCAUGCUGGUAUGGCAACGCGGCAGGUACUUGAGGAGCUGACAGAGUUGCCGGUGAUGGUGGAACUAGCCAGUGACUUCCUGGAUAGAAACACACCAGUCUUUCGAGAUGAUGUUUGCUUUUUCAUUAGUCAGUCAGGUGAGACAGCAGAUACCCUGAUGGGGCUCCGUUAUUGUAAGGAGAGAGGUGCUUUGACUGUGGGGAUCACAAAUACAGUCGGCAGCUCUAUAUCAAGGGAGACAGAUUGUGGAGUUCACAUUAAUGCUGGUCCUGAGAUUGGUGUGGCCAGUACAAAGGCUUACACCAGCCAAUUUGUGUCUCUUGUGAUGUUCGCUCUUAUGAUGUGUGAUGAUAGGAUCUCUAUGCAGGAGAGGCGCAAGGAGAUCAUGCUUGGAUUGAAACGGCUGCCAGACUUGAUUAAGGAAGUGCUGAGCAUGGAUGAUGAAAUUCAGAAACUGGCAACAGAACUGUAUCAUCAGAAGUCAGUCCUGAUAAUGGGGCGAGGCUAUCAUUAUGCCACUUGUCUUGAAGGAGCACUGAAAAUCAAGGAAAUUACUUACAUGCACUCUGAAGGCAUCCUUGCUGGUGAAUUGAAGCAUGGGCCCCUGGCUUUGGUAGAUAAACUGAUGCCUGUCAUCAUGAUCAUCACGAGAGACCACACGUACGCCAAGUGUCAGAAUGCUCUUCAGCAGGUAGUUGCUCGUCAGGGCCGCCCUGUGGUGAUUUGUGAUAAGGAGGAUACUGAGACCAUUAAGAACACAAAAAGAACGAUCAAGGUGCCCCACUCAGUGGACUGCUUGCAGGGCAUUCUCAGUGUGAUCCCCUUACAGUUGCUGGCCUUCCAUCUUGCUGUGUUGAGAGGCUAUGACGUUGAUUUUCCACGGAAUCUUGCCAAAUCUGUAACUGUGGAGUAAUGAGCACCCGGAAGCUGAGACAAGUCAGCAACACAAGACACCUUUCGUAUUUAAAACUUUGAUUUAAAACACCACCUCUGGAAGCCUUUUUUAGUAAAUCCUUAUUUAUAUAUCAGUUACAAUUAUUCCACUCAACUUGUGAUUUUUGUGAAAAUGCCUCUUAUAUUUUUCCAGUAAAUAUGCUUAAUGAAAUCUGUAUUGGAAUCCAUACCAGAAAGAUUUUAGCUAUUAAAGAACGAGGUACUAAAUUUCCGGGUACUUGACUUCAAUCUGGGAGGAUUUUGUUAUGUUUUUGAAUUUUAAAUAAUUGCUUUUUGUUUUUACCAUGCUUCUGUUCAUUCACACCAGUGAAGGGGCAGUGCAUUUAAUUGGAUGUCUGAAGCCAGUGGCAAUAUAGUGCAAUUGUUGGACAUCUACUGACGAUUUUGUUAAGUUAUAUAGAAACAAAAAGAUGCUGUGGUGUUUGUUUUUUUUUUUGCUUGUUUGUUUG
Castor canadensis (American beaver) is the source of this 2665-nucleotide messenger RNA. The record is from RefSeq and is a predicted model, not a curated record. NCBI's taxonomy places the organism in Eukaryota, Metazoa, Chordata, Mammalia, Rodentia, Castoridae.